This is a messenger RNA of Trachymyrmex septentrionalis, 1785 nucleotides long. RefSeq names its product tRNA-splicing endonuclease subunit Sen34 (gene Tsen34). NCBI's taxonomy places the organism in Eukaryota, Metazoa, Arthropoda, Insecta, Hymenoptera, Formicidae. Gene Ontology annotation, cellular component: tRNA-intron endonuclease complex. The transcript is spliced from 6 exons. The record is from RefSeq and is a predicted model, not a curated record. Bases 576 to 1493 code for a protein of 305 amino acids. Gene Ontology annotation, molecular function: tRNA-intron lyase activity; nucleic acid binding. Gene Ontology annotation, biological process: tRNA splicing, via endonucleolytic cleavage and ligation; tRNA-type intron splice site recognition and cleavage.
AUCGCAUAAAUCCAACGAAUAACAAAGCGUUAAUUUUUCAUUAGGAACCGCCUGCGAUGUCUACGAGAAUUCACGGUAGGUCUACUUUCACUUUGUCUCGCGUGAUCGGAGCACGGAUAUCCCGGAAGCGGCUCCAUAUGAGAUUUGAGCGCGCUCCUCCGUACCGAAGGGCUCGCCCUAGGAGUCCUAGGAUCGCGCCGUUGCACGCGCGCAAGUAAACAAGGCUGGGCCGGCCAGACGAAAAUCUGCACUCACCGUGUGGCACGAGGGAAGAGGGUUUUCUGUGAUUUUGGAUAUAUUUGUGUAAGAAAUAUAAUUGUGCAAUUACAUGAUCAGACCUAAGAAACCUCAAGUGAAGAAUGAUAUUCCUGUGGAUAGAAAAAUAGAAAUCGAGAAAAACAAAACUCAAGAUAUAGAGCGCCUUGGAGAAUAAAAGUUUAAAUAACGAAUAAAUUGCAAGAGCGCCAAGUUUCAGACAAAAACACUGAUUCAUGAACGAAUCACAGAUAUUCUGAUAAUAAUAAGAGUACAUUUUUUUCUCUAAAACAUAAUUGCUGCAACAAAUUGAAGGAAUCAUGAAUGUGAUGGAUAUUGUUUAUCUUAUUUCUUCACGAAAUAACACUUUUAUCUGGAAUGCCGAUGAUUGGUUGAAGCUUCGACGGGAUCACAGAAUAAUCGGCGAAUUAGUGGGCUCUUUUCCAAAAUUAACUAGACAAGAAAUAUUUUUAGGUCUCCCAUUGCUUUUAUUGCCAGAAGAAGUUACUCUAUUGCUUGAAAAGAAAAUCGCUUGCCUCGUAGAAUGCACGAGUCUAAAGACACAACCAGAUGAAUCAUUAAAUCAAAGAUUUCAGGAGUACAGAGAUAAACUGUUUCUGGAGCAAGGAAAUUGUCUAAAAAACAACAGAAAGAAACAGAUUACUUCUGUGAUGGACAAGAUUAUAGAAGGAAAAAAACGCAAGAUGUUAGGCUUGCAUACAAGCAAAAAGAAUAUGAGAAAACCAUUGGAUAAGAAAAUGCAAGAAGCCUUGAAUAAUAUUGAAAUCGAUACUGAAAGUUUGCUUGAAGAAGAAUUGGCUAAGUUGCCCAAACUGAAAAAAAGUGAUGCACUCGUUCAAAUACAUACAGCAUAUCCAUGGUCUAAUAAAGAUGAUAUAAAAAUAGUGGAAUGGAAAUAUCCGCUUACAUCUGAUCAGCAACUUAAGUAUAAGGUAUAUAAAGAUCUUUGGGAGAGGCAAUAUUACAUCACCAGUGGAGAAAAAUUCGGUGGCGACUUUCUGGUAUAUCCAGGUGAUCCAAUAAUGUUUCAUUCACAAUAUAUCAUACAAUGUAAACGUGCAGACGAAGAGAUACCUAUUACGGAUGUUAUUGCUCAGUGCAGACUCAGUUGUCAUGUUAGAAAAACAUUGGUGUUUGCUACGUAUCACGAAGAGGAAGAUAUAGUGAAAUAUCAAUCUUUUCAGUGGACAGAAUGUAUUGCAUUAGAAGACAGCUGAUAUAAUAUUUUAUUUAAAAAUAUUUAUAUUUUAUUAUUAUUAUGGAUAUUUUCAUUGUUUUUUUUUCGAGAUGUGAUUUUUGUAGAUGUCUACAUAUAAUGCAUGUUUCAUAAAAUUGUGAAACGUGCACUACUUACAGAUUAAAGAAAAAUUAAUUCUAAUUAUAUUUCAACUUGGAAACUUCUAUUAUAAACUGUUAGUAAAGAUUAGAAUAAUCAAUUUUAUAUGAUAUUCUAUCCACAUUUAUAGUCAACAGCAUUACAAUAUAUUUAUUAAAUAUUAAGAUUUUAAG